AUGGACGGAGACGACGACGACGCUUUCCUGUACGGAGAUGGUGAUGGUCCCCCCGCCGCUGCCGCAUCGAGCACAAGCCAGGACACUAAGCAGACUGCCGUGCAACAAAGUUCCGACACCGCUGCGGGCCCCGAGGAUGUGAACAUGGAGGGCGGCACCGAGGAACAGGAGGGGGAAGAUGAGGAGGAGGAGGAUGACGACGAGGAAGAGGAUAGCGAUGACGUGAGUUGUACCUCACGGCAUGCAGGGCGUCCGUACAGUUCCCGCUGACUGUGCGCCUUCCUUGUCCACCUAUGCUAUUUGUACAGGAUCUGGAAGUCGUACUGGACGCCAGUCAAGCCCCUGCUCGACCUCCCGCCCAGCCCUAUGUCAAGCCUGCAGCCGUUCCAGCUCAAGCUCGCCCAGAUGCUCCGAGAGGUAAGUGAGAGUAGAGGCCAACUGUUCGGAAAGACGUGUAUUCAUCUCAUCCGACGACGUAUCAUCCUAUGCUCGCUGCUGCUUUGGCAUACAGGACCCGCAGCAUCGACCAUGACAACGGAGUACGAGCCUGUGCAGCGCGGCUCCCUACCUUCCCGAGCCGGCGCGGCUACAGCGAUUGGGACUCUCAACACAGCCUCAGGCGCUAGAGCUACACCGACAUCUGCCCUCUCAGCUGCACCCCAAGGCCAGGCGCAAGAACAGCCACCAAAGAGCAGCGCGAGCGCGACGCUCCAGCCCAAUCCCUUGGGACCCUUUCAGCAAAGCCGUCCAACCGCAGGACCUCUACCAGCUCCUGAGCUCCCUGCCGUAUCAGCGCCGCCUACAGCGCCGCCUCUGCACCUUUCGCCUGACCCAGCAUCGCUCACUGUGCCCCUGUCAGUGGCGAAUGGCGACGCUGCAAAUGACGAGAAUGGGCCCGAUGGCGCUGUUGCAGGAACAGUUGCCGGGACUAGCAUCUACGAUGUAGAUCCCACCACCUUCUCGGAGAAGCCUUGGAGGAAAGCGGGAGCUGAUUUGAGCGACUGGUUCAAUUUUGGCUUUGAUGAGGAGACGUGGAAUAGGUACACAGAUAUCAAACGUGGCAGGACAGAGAUGAGAGAGCGAUUCGAGAGAGAGGUGAGUAAACGAUCGUUGAAGGGCCUGCCCGCUGCUGUCGCCUAACCGCUGCCUUUCAAAAUUUUGGCUUAUUGCGAAACACAGUCCCCCGAGCCAGCCAAGGAACGCGAUCCGGACAGUGCAUUGGCGAAGCUGAGUCCCAUGCAGGUGCAACAGUUGCAAAGCAUGCAACCAAUGAUGCCAGGCAUGACCCUAGAGCAGAUCGCGCUUUUCAUGGGCAUAGGCUUGGCAGCACCUGCGCCACCUCCACCACCUCCAACGUUGCCGCCUUCUGGCCCUCAGCAACAGGGGUAUCAAUCUCAAGGAGGACAACUUCAGCAACAACAGAUGCACCAAUAUCCAGGUCAUCCUGGCCAACAGCCGCCCCACCAGUUCACUCCAACCGGUCCUGCUGAACCGGGCCAGCAAGCUGGGAUGCCAUCCGGCCCUGCGGGAGCGAGAGGCCGAAUUCCUUCCAGUGCGCCUGUCGAGGGCGCCACUGCCACACCCCCGCCUGGAGCUCCCAACGCGCCCGCUGCGGUCCGCGCUGCACAGGCACAGGCGUUGCAGCACGAUCAGAAUGGAUCAAGUAAUAUGACUCCCGGUCCGAGGGCGGAGGGCGCGCCGUCCGGUAGCAACGAGAAUGGGGGUGAGUCGCGUGCGCUCUGAUGUCAAAGCACCAUAUUCUAAUCGUGGCUCGCGGACUCACACCUUCGCGCCUUGAUAUCUAGCAGAACGCAAGACAAAUGGAACAGGGGCUGCUGAUGCCACAGCCGAAUCGGAUGGGCCCCGAGGCGAUGCGAAGAGAGUGAGUUGGUAUCCAUGCUCUCACGCGCAUGUGGGAUUGCGCGCCGCUUGCAUCACGUGCUGAUACAGCUCGCUGCUGCUUGCUUUCCGAAUCAGGGCGGCCGAGCAGCGAGAGGUGGAAGCGCCAGAGGCUCGGCAGCAAGCGGCGUGCCUCACAUACCAACCGGCCCCUCCAAUCCUGGCUUGAAGUCCAAUGUGCCCAUUCCCACUGGGCCGCGCAACCCAGGACGGAGGUACAAUGACCGAGAUUCUGGAGCAGGAGAUGCUGAGAAUCUGGACUACGGAGGUGGCGGUGGUGGAGGUUCAGCUCGCCCAGAAAGGAGCUUGAGCCCAUCAGAGGCUCGAGGGAGCUCGACAAGUCGGGAGGCUAGAGGCAGCAACAAUACUCGAGAGGAAAGACCGCGCGCGGAUCGGAGAGGCAGGGGCCGCGAGGAAGAGUCAAGAUACUCUAGAGAACGAGACGACGAUCAGGACAGCGUAUCGGGCAGGAACUCGCGGCGAUCGGCGCGUAGGAGUGGGCACGACUCAAGCUCCCACCACGAUGCUGAUUUCGACGGACCUCCUCCUUCUAAGGAUCGAGAUUCGCACGCGCGGGGUGGCUACACAGACAGAGAGAGGGAGCGUGAACGUGAGCGGGAGAGAGAGCGGUCCAGACACUCUUCGGUUGCUGUCAGCAUUGACGAGGAGGGAAGCGGCAGUGGAAGCGGUGCUCGCAGCAGAAGGGAUAGGAACGACCAUCGAGAGCGGGAGAGAAGCUCUCGCGGCUCUGAAGUAGAUCGCGAACGCGAGCGAGAGAGGGACAGGGGAAAGGAAAGGGAGAGCAAGGAGUCAAGAGAAGGUGCUAGGAGCGAGGCCAGAGCUGCUAGACGAGCUGGCCGCGCGACCACUGACGAGAAGACUGCCACAACGAAUACGUCAUCGACGUCGAGCGCGAGAACCAAGCGCUCUGCCCCUGCAGACCCAAAGGAAGUGGAGAGCAGCUCGGUAUCUAGGAAGCGUCGAUGA
Messenger RNA from Ceraceosorus bombacis, 2886 nucleotides. The record is from the annotation of a GenBank genome assembly. Lineage: Eukaryota; Fungi; Basidiomycota; Exobasidiomycetes; Ceraceosorales; Ceraceosoraceae.